UCGAACUCUGUAAAGUGACCAGUGUUAAGAUUAAUUAAUUCAGUAAGAUGUCACUCCAGAAAUGCUCCCGUGCAUUGUUGUCAGGUGCUACCGUCCUAAGGAGUGUUUCUUGUCAACAGAUUCGACGUAAAAGCCAGCAGAUCUGCACGCACGCACGCAGCCUGAACCUCGCAGCCGCGGCCAAAACUCUGCUAGAACCGCCACCUACAGGUACAGCCGUGGUUGGCACUGUCACGGGUUCAAAUACAUUGCGAGUUGGGUUCAGUGACGGCAGUGCCACAGAGAUCCCUUACUCCUGGCUCCGGGGUAACUGCAGGUGCCACAGAUGUCUUCGUGGGGACACCGAGGGGCAUCUGGCCUCAGGGGAACAAAGCACAGAGGUUCACCCGGAGAUUGUUCAGAGCAACGUGCACGGGAUAGUGGUGGACUGGAGCGACGGACACAUCAGCAAGUACCCCGGCUUGUGGCUCUACGACAAAGCCACGUCAGCUGAUCAGCCGGUGCUUCUUCGUCAGCAGCAACUCUAUGCUGUGUGAUGCGCUUGAAGCCCGAGGGUGUUGGUAACCUCACAGACGCCGCCGACGAUGAGGGAGACGGCGUUCAAGUGGAUAAAGACUGGAGAGGUUUUCUUCUGACCCGAAAGGAAUCUGCCCGAGACGAUCUGCUCUUCGCUGUUGAUUCUCUGCCUUUUACUCUCUCUCUCUCUUCAUUUGUCUAUUUAGUUAUUUAUUUGUCUGUCUGUUUGUUUCUCUAAUUCUCUCUCUCUCUCUCUUUCUAUCUAUCUAUCUAUCUAUUUAUAUCUGUCUAUCUAUCUAUCGAUCUGCCUGUAUAUCUAUCUACCCAUCUCUCUCUCUCUCUCUCUCUCUCUCUCUCUCUCUCUCUCUCUCUCUCUCUCUCUCUCUCUCUCUCUCUCUCUC
This is a messenger RNA of Penaeus indicus, 917 nucleotides long. RefSeq lists its product as uncharacterized. Lineage: Eukaryota; Metazoa; Arthropoda; Malacostraca; Decapoda; Penaeidae. Bases 48 to 536 code for a protein of 162 amino acids. The record is from RefSeq and is a predicted model, not a curated record. The transcript is spliced from 5 exons.